GAGCAACUCUUGUUCAUGAGCUCUAUCUACACAGAAGCAAGAAGGAGCUCUCACCUGCAGCUCUUUUGGGUUUCUCAGUCCGUCGUCCUCAACCUCUGCACCAUCUUCCUGGCCAAGAUGCUGACUGUGACUUUAGUUCUUUGUGCAACGGUGGCACUGGCUACAGCUGACGAUGCAGCUGCAAACCAUACCGAGCUUUUUGCGUCACAGUGUCCACCCAACUGGCAAAAACACAACCAACGGUGUUUCUACUUUGAAUCCUCCACCAAGAACUGGGUUAAUGCUGAGAAACAAUGCCAGACCAUGGGUGGGAACCUCGCAUCGAUACACCAGGAUGACGAGCAUAAAUUCCUUCAGACCUUGAGUCAGGCAGAAGCAUGGAUUGGAGGCUCAGAUUGCCAAACGGCUGGAAACUGGUUAUGGAGUGAUGGUACGGGCAUGUCCGGAACUUUCUGGUGUCCACAAAAACCGGACGACACGCUGGAUGAGUGCUGUCUGCAGACCAACUCACAAAUCGGCAAAUGCUGGGAUGAUGUCGCCUGUAACACACUACUGCCUUUUGUGUGUGCAAAGCCACUUUAGACUGCAGGCUGACCUGGACCCAAGAAGGCAGAAGACUGCGGAUGGAUGGAUAUUUAUCAACUGGAGAAUAUAUCACAGACAUUCUUUCGUACAUGGAAUAAACAUAUUCGGAAUUGAGAA
Nerophis ophidion (straightnose pipefish) is the source of this 702-nucleotide messenger RNA. RefSeq names its product type-2 ice-structuring protein-like. Bases 16 to 582 code for a protein of 188 amino acids. Gene Ontology annotation, molecular function: carbohydrate binding. Gene Ontology annotation, cellular component: external side of plasma membrane. Gene Ontology annotation, biological process: biological process involved in interspecies interaction between organisms. The transcript is spliced from 7 exons. Lineage: Eukaryota; Metazoa; Chordata; Actinopteri; Syngnathiformes; Syngnathidae. The record is from RefSeq and is a predicted model, not a curated record.